This is a messenger RNA of Platichthys flesus (European flounder), 6963 nucleotides long. It is a transcript of the gene enah, whose product is annotated as ENAH actin regulator. Gene Ontology annotation, molecular function: SH3 domain binding; profilin binding. The transcript is spliced from 14 exons. Lineage: Eukaryota; Metazoa; Chordata; Actinopteri; Pleuronectiformes; Pleuronectidae. Gene Ontology annotation, biological process: actin polymerization-dependent cell motility; axon guidance; actin polymerization or depolymerization. Bases 325 to 2685 code for a protein of 786 amino acids. The record is from RefSeq and is a predicted model, not a curated record.
GCGGCAGCAGCACAGCCCCCGUCACAAGUGCUUCUCAAGAGCCGGAGACACGUCGCGUUAGUCCGCUUUCUCCUCAGUGACCCUUCGCCCCCCGCGGAGCCCGCGAUGCUCCAGAACAUGUAGGAUUCGACCGUCUCGGUGUUUUCUUUUCUUUUUUUCUUUACUUCCACCGAAUAGCCUGCGAACUGUGACACCUCCUCUCCGCCUGGUCGGACCCCCAUUCAUCUGGUCGCGAACCCGAGCGGGCGAACUUUUGCGAGAACUACAAACCAAGUGUCGAGACCCGCCGUUUGCGAUACCCCGGGACCUGACGCCAGACCCGCCAUGAGUGAACAGAGUAUCUGCCAGGCGCGAGCCGCUGUCAUGGUGUACGACGAUGCCAAUAAGAAGUGGGUCCCAGCCGGUGGUUCCACUGGCUUCAGCAGAGUCCACAUCUACCACCACACAGGCAACAAUGCCUUUCGCGUGGUGGGACGCAAGAUCCAAGAUCAUCAGGUGGUGAUAAACUGUGCAAUCCCCAAGGGUCUGAAGUACAACCAGGCCACUCAGACCUUCCACCAGUGGCGUGACUCCAGACAGGUCUACGGCCUCAACUUUGGCAGCAAGGAGGACGCCAACGUAUUUGCCAGCGCCAUGAUGCAUGCCCUGGAGGUGCUCAACUCCCAGGACUCUGGCCCCACAUUGCCCAGGCAAGGCCCCCAGGUUCAGAAUGGACCCACACCAGAGGAGAUGGAGCUGCAGAGAAGGCAGCUUCAGGAGCUGCAGAGGCAGAAGGAGAUGGAGCUUGAGCGUCAAGAGAGGGAGCGUCAGGAACACGAGCAUGAGCGCCUGGAGCGAGAGAUGCUGGAGCGAGAGCAGGAGCGCGAGCGUCAGGAGCGGGAGCAUCAGGAUAGGGAGGCGCAGGCGGAGAGGGAGCGACUCGAGCGUGAGCACCAGGAGCAGCAGGAGCGCACCGAGCGUGAGAUGAUGGAGAGGGAGAAGGUGGAGAGAGAGCGGCUGGAGAGAGAGCAGCAGGAGCAGUUGGACAGAGAGCAGCAGGACUGGGAGAGGGGGAGACGCGUCUCGAAUGCCGCUUUUGAAAGCACCCUGUACAGUCCCACACCUCAGGAGUACAGUAGAACAUCCUCAACACCCGUAUCUCCAUCCACACCCACCUGCCCUGCUCCUGGGACUUCAUUAUCGUCAUCAAACACCACACCCCCAACCCCGCCACUCAGGCACUCUGCGUCCCGAUUCGCCACCUCCCUCGGUUCUGCGUUCCACCCGGUACUUCCUCACUACGCCACAGUUCCGAGGCGACAGCAGGCCCUCCCGCAGGCCCCGCCCCCUGCUCCGGCUCCGGCCCCUGCUCCACCCAAGUCUGUGGUGUGGUCAGCGUGCAACUUUACGCCCUUGCCUCCAUCACCCCCAGUCAUGAUAAGCAGUCCUCCAGGCAAGGCCGCAGGUCCUCGGCCACUCAUCCCCAUCGCAGCACCUUCCCCUCUGACCCAGAAGCCUCCCUCGCCAUCCCCCAACGGCCCACCCAUGUUUCCCGCACCCUCUCCUUUGACCAUCAUGCACAGCCAUAUUCCGCUCGGCAUCGCCUGUCCAACCCCACCACCCCCACCCACCCCACCCCCUCUCCCCUCCCCUGUAGCUCCCCAUCCGUCUUCCUCCUUCGCCUCGUCUCCCCCCUCCUCAUCCCAGGCUCCUGGUGUGCCCUCUCCCUCCACAGCGUCCCUUGCUGCUGCAGCCACUGCCGCCACCUCUGCCUCUGUUGAGCACCUCUCCCUCCCCCUGGGCCUGGGCCUGUCGGGGCCGGGGGAGCUGGACACAGCUGCAGGCCCAGAGUCCCAGCUGCCUCAGGGGGGCUUCUCCUGUCAGCCCCAGGACGUGGUGCAGACCCCGGGUUUGACCACCCCCACUCCUCCCCCACCACCACCACUGCCACCCAGCUCCACUGUGACCUCGGCGACAGCCACCCCCAUCACACCGGCCGCCCACCCUCCUCCGCCCCCUCCUCCUCCUCUCCCUCCCACGCUGACCCCAUGUGGGACGCCCCCCCCACCACCAGGUCCUCCUCCUCCUCCCGGGAACCCACCUCCUCCCCCAGCACCUCCUCUCCCCGCCGGGCUGUUCUCCCCCACUGAGGACCGUCCCCUCGCAGGCCUGGCCUCCGCCCUCGCUGGAGCCAAGCUGCGCAAAGUGUCAAAGAGUGACGAUGCAGCGGCAUCUCUGGCAGCAGCCAUUUUGGGAGCUGGAGGGGCUGCAGGGGCCAAAUCUGAGGCCAGAGGCAAUGGCCCUCUGCCUGGAGGAGGAGGCCUUAUGGAGGAGAUGAGUGCCCUGUUGGCCAGGAGAAGAAGAAUUGCAGACAAGGGCUCGUCACCUGAACCUGACCAGAGAUCAGAGGAGGGUGAAAUGAACACAACCCCUAAAGUGUCAGCAUGUAGCACACCAGACAUGCCCAGGAAGCCAUGGGAAAGAACAAACACCAUGAAUGGUAGCAAAUCUCCAGUCAUUGGAAGACCUAAAUCCACUCCUACACCGACUGGAUCCUUAACUGCCAACGGUGUGCCAACAGAAGCUGUCGACUACGACAGAUUGAAACAGGACAUUCUGGAUGAGAUGAGGAAGGAGUUGUCGAAGCUAAAAGAAGAGCUCAUUGAUGCAAUCAGGGAGGAGCUGGGUAAGUCCAGCACGGCGUAGAGGAUCCAAAUCUGCUGUUCAGAACAUCUCCACCAACGUGACCCAAACACAGACAUCUAAAUGGUCGAUCGAAGGCGUGACGAAACAAACGACGGAGCACAACGGCGGCAAACGGUGGAGACGGAGAUGAUGAUGAUGAUGAUGAUGAUGAUGAUAAUGAUGAAGAUGACGACAAUAAUCCUAUUAAUACUGACAGACGACUAUAUCUGGGGUGGAGAGGCUUUGGACAGAACGACAGUGGACGGGGUAGUGGUGGAAAAGGCUUGUAACGCUGACGUAGCUGCGACUCAUGGAAUCCAUUCUGCAAAGUCUUGUGUUCCCGCGGCCCCCGAUCCCCCCCCCACCUCCUCCUGGGCUGUUCUGACAGAGAAGCGAAAGCCCUUAUGCAACGCAAGCUCUCUCGCUCUAUCAGUUAUUAUAAAAGAAACGACUAAUAAACACACAGCAAAAUAAAACCGAACUCUUCGAUGAGUGCCAAUGAACAACCAUUGGCGCGUGAGUGAACGGCAACGUUGACGCUCAGAAUCAGAACUCUUGUGAUUUACUAUCAAAAAGCACGUUUUAAUAUUAAGCGAUAGCAGGAAGGUGGGGAUGGAAAAUAAAAACUUUAUUUCCCAUAAUGCCAUAGGGGUAGCGUGCGUGUGUGCGUUAGUGUGUGUGUGUGAGUGAGUGAGUGUGUGUGUAUGGGGGACUUGACAGUCUCCGGUGAAGUCCUCCACUGCAGGACACUGUAAAGCUUGUCUUCCUAAAAUACUAUUUUAACCUGAACAUGUACAAAAGAGAGAAAAAGUUAUUUAGAAAACCACGUAUCUAUCGACCAUGUCAGUCUCAGUGAAGAUCCACGGCCAUUUCGAGUAGCUCAAUAAUCCAGUCUUUAAAACAGGAUGCUCUCUCUCUCGUCUGUCUCUUCAUCUGUGAAGUCAUCGUCACACGUGUUGUUUCCCCCGUGAAGUGGGCGACAUUAGUGUGGAGACAUUUUACCGUCACGCUCAUUGACCAUGGACAGACGUGUAGAUAGGAAGGACUUUCUUCCUGUACGUUUUGAUUUGAACACUGUCUCUCUCUCUCUCUACCCCUUUCUUUGUCAGUCUCCGUCAUGCCCGUCACUCUUAGGUCCUCCGUUUGGUGCACGUGCACUCUUUUUUUUUUUUUUAUGAGGUGAGGGUCACAAGUCUGCCACGAAAUCGUAUUAACUGUAAUAGUUUUAUUACAAGCAAUAAGUGUAGCAUCUAUUGUAAAAGCCAGAGUCCCAACUCCACAAGACAUGUUUCAGUGUUUGUCCUUUCUGAGCCCUUUGCUGGCCACAUGUUACCGUGUGACACUAUACCACUGCUUGUAUUACAGAUUUUCUGUGAAACUGAAGGCGACACUGUAAGAAAGGAUUUCAUGGAAUUUCUCAAUAUACUCUCCUUUUAUUUUGGAAAUUUUUCUUGCUAUAAAAAAUCCAAGAAUAUUGUACAUUUAGCCACAUUGGAGCUGAACUGUUUUUAUUUUACAACAUUUAUACAAGAAAAUACUUUUUAAAGGAGCACAGGUCAACCCAAAUGUGUAAGUGAUGAUGUCCAUGUGAGGACGUGAAUGUGCCAUUUACCUUUUCACCAGUGUUUACUGACGUUUGUUUCACCGUUUUGUCUUUGCCUUUUCUUUCCUGCCACUGUCAUAUCCUUAAAACAGAAACUGUCUUUUCCCUCAAUGUAUUACAUAUAUAUUUAUAUAUAUAUAUAUAUAAGGGAAGUGUCACUAUAUUCUAAAAAACACUUUGGUUUCAACAUUUUUGGUUCUGAGCUGAGUUUGUUGAGUACAAUCCACCUGAGUGGGACACGUUGGGAGCUGAGACUGGUGUUCAUAAACUGUAGCUGUUGCACCAAGCUUGUAUGUCAAAGUAGCAGAAAAAAGUCCACGUUAGUCACAAUUCUGUUCCCUCCGGACCAGGGACAGCCGCACUAAUACAAUCAAACCUCAUGACUCGCUAACAGCCACUUUACAGUGGUGUCUGCAGGACACAUGUAAUAACAACCUUUUGACCUUCAAGAGGAUUCCUACGUGAUAUGAUAUCCUGAAAAGGUUUUAAAGUUAUGCUUUAAGAAAUUUAGCAACUACAGAGUUUAUUUUGUGAUAUUCUAAUUGUUACCAACAUCAAACUGAGGAGUUACAACGCAAUACAGAGUGUAUAUCAUCACAGUAGCUCAAUCUUAGUGUAACAUGUCUGGCCCCUUUACAAUAGUCAGAGUAUUUAGCCCCUUUUCUACAUGAGCUAACAUCUGGCUUUUGUCUGUAAUGGGAAUGGAUGCAGUUGGCUUUUACUUGCUGGUCAAAGGACUCUGCAGUGAACGCAGGUUUUAAAUCGGCUCAGAUCGUCACUGACGGAAGGCUGGCACCCGGAUGAACACCCCAGUGAGGUGAGAGAGCGCCUGAGUUGUCUGUGCCGCUGGAGAUGUUGAACCUAAUGUAAAAGACAGAAAGGAAAACUCCUACUUGCAAUGGGAAAGAAGUCAAUCACCCUUUUGUAGCAGCUUCACCGCGUUUUAAAAACCUGUGUAUACCUGCUAAUUUUGGCAUAGAAUAAGUAAAGGUAGCUGUAAGGGGUUUAUGUAGUUGUGAUUUAGUUUCCAUAUUAGGUACAACUGCAGUGUCAUACCUAAUACCUUUGGGUUGAUGGGGCGGGUCGAAGGCACGGUACAAGCAAUCAUGAAAACGCCAUUAGUUCCCAGAAUGCUACUUAAUAGUGUCUUUUCACGCCUGGUGAACACCCACGUCGAACUCCACAUCCCCAGUUUGCUCUGGUUUUUGAAGUCACCCAGCCUUCAACACUGCAUUAUUUUUCAGUAGACAGAUUUUUGAUGGGUAACAUGACACAUUGGAGAAUUGGCUUACAAGUUAUCAUAUUGCAUAGCUGUUAAACCUGGUAUCUGACCAAAAGGUUUGUUAAUCAGAGGCUGCCUGCUGAACUGUUCAAGGGCUUGGAUGUUACUGCUUUGUUAAAAAACUGAGAAAAAGGAUUUCCCCCUCAGUUUCUGUCAUUUGCUUGGGUUUGGGUCAAAUUUGUUUAAAAGAAAUACUGUGGUUAAAAAAAUGCUUUCAAUUCCAGUUGAUGCGUACAGAUGCCGUCAUUGUUUGGUUUGACCGGAGGUUUUGGCAUCUGUUGCAACUGGUGUAUUUCAUCCUCCAACUCUCUGUCGAUGAAGCUGUGUCAUCCUUUCAUCCACCUUUCCAAAAAAAAAAAAAAAAAAAAAAAGCUGUAGGCACAUCUGGCCAAGAGGCUCCUUGUCCUGAGUGUUUACACAGCAUUGAUUGCACUUUACAAGAAAAACCCCGCAGAGCAAACCAACGUACUCUGACAACAGUUGCUUAAAGCCUCUGUCCCCAACAGUUGUGGCUAUCUCACCAAAGGAUUCAGACCGGCAGUCUCCUGCUAAACACGAUCACUCAACAAAGUCGCCUUUCUUAUUUUUGUAUCAUUUUGUCAAGAGGUCUGAAAGCAGAAAGAUGUCCAUCUCCAUAUUCAGUCCUUUGGACGCGAUGGUAGGUGAAAUGUCUUGAAGCUAUGUGGUCUGUGCCUUGCUCUAAAGUUGCAUUUAUAUGUUAAAGAUAUAAAGAUGAGUAGUAAUAAUAAUAUCUAGGGACUGUAAUUAUGAUCACAUACGGUUAUAUUUUUGUUUCUCUUUCAUCAUUUGAUUCGAAGGGAGAGUUCAGUGACCAUGGUACUGUUCCUCACCAGGAAAACAUCUUUGCAGAUCUUGUUUUUUUUUUUUGUUGUUUUUUAUUUUUACAUAAAUGUCGUUUCUUGCUAUACAGCUCAGAAGUUCAAUCAAACCUUUUGUGGCUUGUUCCAGUUCAAAGAUGAUCUUUGCUCUGAGAUGAUUUUUCUAAACCAAGUCCCGAUAAGUCUGGCUGCAGUGUUCUGUGUUCCCUCAUGCCAUGUAAAUGUCACAGAGACAGUUCGUGUUCAGCCCCUUUUUUUUUUUCUUUUCUACAUACUUGGGAAUCUCUGAGAAAAAUCUGUUGGGCCCUUUGCAGCGAGGUCUGCUCUAUGUUAAUGUAGGGUCGCUGAUGGAAACAUGUAUCUUUGUCCGUUUUCUGCUGAAGGAGCUGGAAGGUUUGUGAAAUUGCAGGCGGAGUAUUUGCAGAGAGGGAUUUGGGCCGAGGCAAGUUUGGUGGAUGGUUUUCCAGACUUAUUCUUUUAUCAUCUGCAUUGUACCAUACUGUUCUCACGUUAAUAAGUCUUUCAUGCUAACAUACUGUUUUGUUUGAGCAAAUGAAAUAAAAAAUUGCAAUAUA